Messenger RNA from Cuscuta campestris, 763 nucleotides. Lineage: Eukaryota; Viridiplantae; Streptophyta; Magnoliopsida; Solanales; Convolvulaceae. The record is from the annotation of a GenBank genome assembly.
CUCUGCCCGACUGCCCCCGUCUUCACCCUCAAAAAUCUUCCGGAUUCUUUUCCGACGGCAGAAGAAAAAUGGCGCGAAAGGUUAGGGAUUGGGCUCAGAGCCGGAACCUAUCCCUAAUUUCGACUUUGAUCGGAGUAUUGCUGCUGGUAAUUGGUCCAUGGAAAGCCGGAGCUCCCAGUUCUCCGUCAGCCUUCGUUCAGAACGUCAUUUACUCAAACCGAAUCGCCAUCUUCUCCAAAUCCUACUGCCCGUAUUCCAUGCGUGCCAAGAAGGUAUUUAAGGACCUAAAGGAGACACCUUUUGUCGUGGAGCUGGAUCUUCGAGAUGACGGGCAGCGCAUUCAAGAUGUUAUUCUAGAUCUGGUGGGCCGCAGAACAGUCCCACAAGUAUUCGUGAAUGGGAAACAUAUUGGUGGAUCUGAUGAUCUUUACAUAGCUGUUGAAAACGGGCAAUUGGAAAAUCUUCUGAGCAAGGAAUAGCCCAAAGCAUGCUGGUGGUUUAUAGAAGUCAGCACAACUGUGGAGCACUGGAAAGCUAUGCUAAAUUUUAUGGAGGACUUGUUAAAAGUACCUUGAACUUUGGCACCCACGCUAAUUUAUGGAGUUUAAUGUGUAAUUUGUGUUUUUUUUUCCGAGUGUGCGUGUGUUUUGUGAGACUGUCGGUUACUAAGUUGUAUUUAAUUUGUAUUUUAACAAUAACAUAUACGGACUUACGGAGUAGUUUAAAAUUUGGAUGGUUGUAUGCUAGCUAUUAAUGUCACCUC